Messenger RNA from Dromaius novaehollandiae (emu), 3403 nucleotides. It is a transcript of the gene NEMP1, whose product is annotated as nuclear envelope integral membrane protein 1. Gene Ontology annotation, cellular component: nuclear envelope. Lineage: Eukaryota; Metazoa; Chordata; Aves; Casuariiformes; Dromaiidae. The coding region runs from base 77 to 1366 and encodes 429 amino acids. The transcript has 9 exons. The record is from RefSeq and is a predicted model, not a curated record.
UGGCCCAUCCCAGCGGCUGGUGGGGCGGGCGGCGGCGGCGGAAGCGGAAGUCGGCGGCGCGGCCCUGGCGGGAGGCAUGAAAGCGGCGGCGGGGCGGCGGCGGCGGCUCCUGGGGACGCUGUUGCUGCUGCUGCUGCCGCCGCCGCCGCUGGGGGCCGCAGGUGCCAAGGAAUCCGUCAUACCACUCCAAGAGGGCCGUACGUGCAAUCAGUCAGCUUCCCACCGUUUCUGUUACACUAACACGCGGGUCCCGCAAUGGCACGACAUAUGGACCAGGAUGCAGAUCCGGAUCAACAGCAGCAGGAUGAUCCGAGUCAUCCAGGUGGGCAGCGAGGAGGAGCUGAAGGAGCUGGAGGAGUUCAACGUGUGGAACUUCCUCUUCUCCUUCCUGAAGGAGAAGCUGAACGACACCUGCAUUGAUGUGGAUCUCUACAGCAACAAAACCUGCCUGAAAGUCGAGCUGCUGGAGACGGGCACCACGUACUGCGUCAUCCUCUUCCGAUGGUUUGACCCUAAACUCUUCCUGGUUUUCUUCCUGGGCCUGUUGUUGUUCUUCUGUGGGGAUAUGCUGAGCAGGAGCCAGCUCUUCUACUACUCAGCUGGGAUAAGUUUUGGCUUGCUGGCCUCGCUGCUCAUCCUCAUCUACAUGAUGUCCAAGGUCAUGCCAAAGAAAAGUCCAGUUUACUUCCUGCUGGUAGGAGGCUGGUCCUUUUCCCUCUACCUCCUUCAGCUGGUUUUCAAGAACCUACAAGAGAUCUGCAAGUCGUACUGGCAGUACCUCCUAGGCUAUCUGCUGCUCAUGGGCUUUGUGAGCUUUGGCGUGUGCUACAGAUACGGCCCGCUGGAGAACGAGCGCAGCAUCAACCUGCUUUCCUGGACCCUGCAGCUCCUGGGCCUGCUGCUGAUGUACUCGGGCAUCCAGAUCCGCUCCAUCGCCUUGGCCGUGGUGGUCGUUGCCAUCUGCGCCAAGAACCUGGACUAUCCCCUGCAGUGGGCCUACGCUGCCUGCAGGAGAGUGCAGAGCGCCAGGCUUGAGCCGAGCCCCCCUCGCCUGCUGACAGAGGAGGAGUACCGCAUCCAGGGCGAGGUGGAGACGCGCAGGGCCCUUGAGGAGCUGCGAAGCUACUGCAGUAGCCCAGAUUUCUCCGCCUGGACUGCGGUUUCCCGCAUCCAGUCUCCCAAGAGGUUUGCUGACUUCGUGGGGGGCGCCUCUCACCUCACCCCAAAUGAGGUCUCUGUCCACGAGCAGGAGUAUGGCCUGGGUGGUGUCUUCCUCGAGGACCAGCUCUUUGAGGAGGAUGACGACUCCUUCGAUGGGGAUCACACGAGCUACUCCCUGUCCCACAAUCACCUGGAUGCUGAUUGAGGUCAGCUGCCCCGGACCCAUGCGGGCGAGGGGCAGAACCGCUGUUGUUACCCCCACUUCCCUGGCACCCACAGUGCCCGUGGACACAGCCCUGCCUGCGGCGUGGGCGAGACCCCCAGCCAGGGGACGGGGAGAGCUGGCGUGUCUGCUCCCAGCACCUCAGGUCCCAUCCUGAGCUGGGCCACUGUUAACUCUGCAGCAGAGCCGAACUGGGAGGGGAGGAUAAGGGGAGCUGACGCCCCCACCUCCCCCAGGCGAUUCCUGCCAGGCUGAGGCAUGAAAGCUUUCAGCAGCGCAGCCCUCUAUGCUGACAGCGGGUGCACAGGGAGCUGGUCCUGGGAGGUGACCACAAGGCAGCCAGGCUCUGUGGUGCCGACAAGAUAUUGGGAUAUUGCUGCUGACUAAAGGUGGACUGGAGCUGUCCUGGCUUUUGGUGUGCAUGUGUGAGAACUUCAGAGUAUCCAAAUCAGAUGGGCAGGGCCCUCCCUCCCAGGCCUGUGGGCGCUGUAUUGACUCCUGCGAGCGCACUGAGCUCCCUGUCCCUCGGCGUCACCGCUGUAGUCAGCUGAUGGGGAGCCCCAUCCCCACACUUCUGCCUCAGGACUGCUGAGCGCCCUCCCUCUGAUGGGAGCGUCUCUGUGCCUGCCGGGGUGUGGGAGUGAAGAGUGUCUCACGUGCAGAUGCCUGUAGAGGGAUGACAUGUGCACGCGAGGAACUUUGGACCUGUCCUUCUGGUGUCUGCGUGCUCAGCACCUGUCUGCCGUGAGGCUGUCUGUGGAGAGAGUGACUUUCCCGAUGCUGCAGGGCCGGGGACGCGGGUGAACUGCUCCUCUUCAUGCUACUGCUUUUACCAAAGACACUUGAGGGCUCCAGGUGGUUGGGCUGUGACUGACUUGGAUCAAAACCCUCAAGGAUACCAAAAACCCCAAUGCCUCCUGGGCAGAGACAUGGCUCUGGAGGUGCCUCUGCAUUGCAGACCUCAGGAGAAGGCCCUUAAGCUUUCUUGGCCCCCCUGUGCAGCUCGCCCUGUCCUCCCCUCGCAGCUGUGACGUGGCAGACCCCGUGCUGGCAGCCCUGCGUCUCUGCUUCCCCAUGCUCUCCCUGGCUGAGGAUGUGUGAAUGUGCUUCCUUCUCCCUGGGCCGCUGCGUGUUUAGGUGCUGACAGCUCCUUGCCCUCUGCCCAUCCCCGACUCCAGCUUUGGAGGAAGUGUGGGGUGUUUACAGAGCCUGGGGGUCCCUGGGGGCUCCUCUGCAGCUGGCUUUGAGACUGUGCCCGAAAAGCAGCCUGCUCCUGAAGCCGGGCUGCUGGCUGCCUCCCAGCAUGGGGCGACGCCUGUGCUUCCUUGCCGUGGCCUAUAAAUGCCCCUGUGCAAAGUGUUUGUGGUGCAGGUGAGUCUCCCAGGUGUGCUGGGGCCCUGGAGGUACUGCUCUCUGCUGCUGACCCCCUGCACUUGCGGGGUCUGGGGAGCGGGGCUCCUCUCCCCAGCUGGCGUGGGGCAGAGGGACUGACCCUGAUUGUAUUUACUCCUUCCCACAUUGGGGAAGGGGCUCUGCUCUUCGGCAGCCGGGCUCUAGUACAGGCUGGUCCUCAGCCUUGUCAAAGCACAAACGUGCAGGGGACACCUCAGUCUAUGCAACUUUUUAAGCAAUAAAACUGCCCUUCUGUAGCCUAAAAGCCUGAGAGGCUGCUUGUUACCCUCAGCCCGGGCUCCCUCAGCCUGGCCUUUACCUCGUCUCAGUAUUACUGUCUCCCUUUGGCUGCGGGAGGAAGGGGGGGGAUCCCCAGUGCACCCUCUGCUGCGUCGCCCUGGGCUGCUUCCUCCACGCAGCUGUAGCUGUUCUCGCUGUUGCUUUGUUUCUGUGCCAGGUUUGUUCUCCUGCCCUUGCCGUGCUUCCGUCCCCGCUCUGGCGCGAGUGGCCUCCGUGAGCGGCCCGGCACGCAUUCCUCCCCGCAUGCUGCAGCUCUUCUGUCCCCUCUGUGGUUAACGCAGGUUGAAGACUGAUUAUUUUUUUAAUAAAGGUGUAUUUUGUAGGUGA